AUGGCAGCAGCAUCCUUGAAAAAGCUCUUCUCUUUUCUACAAAUUUAUUUUGCCUUGAUGACAUUUGUUGAUUUGACCAAACAUCGCAGGGAGCAGUUCAGAACCACCAUGACCAUGAUGUCAUUAAGUAUACUGCUUGGAGUUCUCGCAGCUUGUAUUUCUCUGACAGCAGAUGCAACUGCAAGUGUAACAGCUUGCACAGGCCAAGCAGAAAUAUUAAUGGAGACUGAUUAUGUGCCCUUUGAUCAGAAGGAAAAAUUGGAAUUGACUAAACACUUAAGUUGCACGUCAUCAAAUAUGAAUAUUACUUAUGCUAUAAGCACUUGGAUGAAUGGAACAUUUAUGGUUUGUGCUUGCGAUACGAAGAUAUAUGGAGGGUACUGUGUUGAGAUAAACAAUGGUUCAGAACUUAUAAUUCAGGCCAAUCAAGCAGCAAUUGAAUGUUAUAUUUUUAAUUGUUAUAUAUAA
Messenger RNA from Saccostrea cuccullata (small rock oyster), 468 nucleotides. RefSeq lists its product as uncharacterized. The coding region runs from base 1 to 468 and encodes 155 amino acids. The record is from RefSeq and is a predicted model, not a curated record. Lineage: Eukaryota; Metazoa; Mollusca; Bivalvia; Ostreida; Ostreidae. The transcript has 3 exons.